ACAUACUCUCUUGAAGAUCAUGAGACUGAUUUCGUGAAAAACAGUCAUUUUUUUUUGUUUUAAUUUGAAAACCGAGUUAAUGGAAAACAUGGGGGAUUCGAGCAUAGGGCCGGGCCAUCCGCAUCUCCCUCCCGGGUUUCGGUUUCACCCGACUGAUGAGGAACUAGUAGUUCAUUACCUCAAGAAGAAAGCUGCUUCUGUUCCACUUCCCGUCUCAAUCAUCGCCGAGAUUGAUCUUUACAAGUUCGAUCCUUGGGAGCUUCCAAGCAAGGCGAGUUUUGGAGAGCACGAGUGCACUUCGGCCAAGCCGCCUGACUUAGCCACGACAAGGAAAAACUCACUACGGCUAGACGAUUGGGUUCUAUGUAGGAUCUAUAAGAAGAAUAGUUCACAAAGACCAACAAUGGAGAGAGUAUUACUUAGAGAAGAUCUAAUGGAAGGAAUGCUCUCAAAAUCAUCUGCUAAUUCUUCUUCCACAUCAGUCCUAGACAACAACGACAACAACAACAAUAACAAUAACAACAAUAACGAAGAACACUUUUUCGACGGUAUGGUUGUCUCUUCAGAUAAACGUUCCUUGUGUGGUCAAUACCGUAUGGGUCACGAGGCCUCAGGAUCAUCUUCAUUCGGAUCUUUCUUAUCGAGCAAGAGGUUUCAUCAUACAGGUGAUCUCAACAAUGACAACUACAAUGUCUCUUUUGUUUCAAUGCUUAGUGAGAUUCCUCAGAGUUCGGGGUUUCAUGCAAAUGGAGUUAUGGAUACGACGUCGUCUCUAGCUGAUCAUGGGGUUUUAAGACAGGCGUUUCAGCUUCCUAACAUGAACUGGCAUUCAUAAUCUAUAUUAGAUAAAUCUGUAUGUAUCAUGUUCAUGUAUGUAUCUACGCACGCCUAAUAUAGUUUACACAUAUAU
Molecule: messenger RNA, 910 nt
Organism: Arabidopsis arenosa
Lineage: Eukaryota; Viridiplantae; Streptophyta; Magnoliopsida; Brassicales; Brassicaceae
Source: the annotation of a GenBank genome assembly